UCGUGGCUCACACUCUUGCCUCAGACCCGCCUCUCGCACUUCUCGCCGGAGAACAAUUUCCCGGCGGCCCAACUCUCUCUCUCUCUCUACAAAUAAUCCUUCGUUUCUCGUUCUGAUCUCGGAAUUUCGGGCCUCCGAUCGUUCGGCAGAUCAUCGCCCUGAGAUCGGACCGAAAGGAAAAGAAAGCAAAGAACAGAGAAAGCUCGAAGAAACGAAGCCGGACGGGAGCGCUCGAGAGAGAGGGAGAGCCGAAAUCGGAAUGGGGUCGGAGCUGAUUUACAGGGGGCACGACGCGCAGCCGAUGCCGGACACGUACUCGCCGAAGCCCGACAAGCCGUGGCUCCCGGUGGCCCGCGCGAUGCGGUACCUGCUCCGGGAGCAGCGCCUCGUCUUCGUCCUCGUCGGCAUUGCCAUCGCCACUCUCCUCUUCACCGUCUUCCCCGGCAGCCCCUCAACCCACUCUGGAUACGGAUCCGGGCAAUACGAACCGAUCCCGGGCGCCCACAUGGCCCACUACAACAGCUUCAACCGGUUCGAGAGCGAGCACGCGCUGUACCAGCAACGCGCUGGGUUCGGGUCGGUGAGCGGGAAGGUGCCUCUUGGUUUGAAGCGCAAGGGGCUGCGGAUCGUGGUGACGGGCGGGGCCGGGUUCGUCGGGUCGCACCUGGUGGACCGGCUUAUCACGAGGGGCGACAGCGUGAUCGUCGUGGACAACUUCUUCACGGGGCGUAAGGAGAACGUGAUGCACCAUUUCGGGAACCCCCGGUUCGAGCUGAUCCGGCACGACGUCGUCGAGCCGCUCCUCCUGGAGGUCGACCAGAUCUACCACCUGGCCUGCCCGGCGUCGCCGGUCCACUACAAGUUCAAUCCAGUCAAGACUAUCAAGACGAACGUGGUGGGGACGUUGAACAUGCUCGGGUUGGCGAAGCGGGUCGGGGCGCGAUUCCUGCUGACGAGCACCAGCGAGGUGUACGGAGAUCCGCUGCAACACCCUCAGGUCGAGACUUACUGGGGCAAUGUCAAUCCCAUCGGUGUCCGAAGCUGCUACGACGAGGGAAAGCGUACUGCCGAGACGUUGACCAUGGACUACCACCGAGGAGCCGGCGUCGAGGUGAGGAUUGCCAGGAUCUUCAACACGUACGGCCCUCGCAUGUGCAUCGAUGACGGUCGUGUCGUCAGCAACUUUGUUGCGCAGGCAUUGAGGAAGGAACCGAUGACCGUCUAUGGGGAUGGGAAGCAGACAAGGAGCUUCCAAUACGUUUCUGACUUGGUCGAGGGUCUGAUGCGUCUGAUGGAAGGCGAGCAUGUAGGACCUUUCAAUCUUGGAAAUCCUGGUGAAUUCACCAUGCUUGAGCUUGCCGAGGUGGUGAAGGAGACAAUCGAUCCAAACGCUAAGAUUGAGUUCAAGCCAAACACAGAAGAUGACCCGCACAAGAGGAAGCCCGACAUCACAAGGGCCAAGGAGUUGCUUGGUUGGGAGCCAAAGGUCCCGCUCCGCAAGGGUCUGCCUCUUAUGGUAUCAGACUUCAGACAGCGCAUCUUCGGAGACCACAAGGAAGGGGUCGCAUCAGGCAGUUCGUCUUCUUAGGUUGGGAGCACAUUAUACAGUGAAAUGAGAUGGUGGGGGAAGGAUCGAGAGAAAUUGCGUCGGAUGACACGCUAGAACUUCCCCUGGACCUAGAAAUCAUAAAUACCAGCACAGAUGGUAGCGAAGCAUGUUUCACUCUUUUACAUUCUCUGUGGAACUAGCGUUUUAGAGGCAUAAUCUCGAUUCAAUAUGUUUACCAUCUUUGUAAUUUUCACGCUAUUAUCAUCUGGUGGACUUAUAGAGAUGGAAGUUUCCCAGAUUUUUUUGCCCUUUUUGGCCCGUUUCUUGCGCAUAUGAGGAACACCAUAAUACAGCUAGUUCUGUAUUUCUCUUCAGCUUCAGCAA
Messenger RNA from Rhodamnia argentea, 1933 nucleotides. Its product is annotated as UDP-glucuronic acid decarboxylase 2-like. Gene Ontology annotation, biological process: D-xylose metabolic process. Lineage: Eukaryota; Viridiplantae; Streptophyta; Magnoliopsida; Myrtales; Myrtaceae. Gene Ontology annotation, molecular function: NAD+ binding; UDP-glucuronate decarboxylase activity. The transcript is spliced from 8 exons. The coding region runs from base 260 to 1588 and encodes 442 amino acids. Gene Ontology annotation, cellular component: cytoplasm. The record is from RefSeq and is a predicted model, not a curated record.